AUGGCUGCUAGUUACUUUCCUCACAUUCAGGAAAAGGAGAGAGAGUUCAGACCUCAUAUCAGACACACGGAGCCUGUUCUAACUGAGUGUGGCCUUGACUGGAAAUCUCGUUUGCGUUGGAUUCCUGAACCUCGCUACAGCGAUGCCCCUUUUCCUCAAAUUAAAGAUAUUAAAUUCCCCAGUCAAAUCCAACUGAUGAGGUCCUUCCCACAGGCCAAUAUGGUGUCCCAGUCUGAGUGGACCUUUUACCCAAACUUUGGUCAGCCUGUGACCUUCCAUGCUGGAAAGCGGUGUUUUAUAGAUGCAGUUCGUCACGGAUCCAAGAGAUGCACCUCAGAACAGACUCUAGAGUCAACCAUAGGGAGGAAAAGAAAGGUGGAACCUGGCUUUGGCUAUGCAGCAGAUUCCAGGACUUAUCUAGUACCAGAGUACAGCCCUAACUUUCACAAGCUUGGAUCAACAUUACCAAAAUCUAAUUUUGGGUAUCCCGCCACCUUUAAAGCAGAUACAUUCAUUCCCCUCCAGCCCCUGUCAGAAAAGCUCUGCGUGACUUACGCAGAGAAAAAGAAGAUUCUGGAGCGAGAGGAAGAAAUUCUUCAAGUAAAUGAUCUUAACAAGUGGAGACCAGCAGCUCCGCUGUUUGAAAGUUUUCUAAUAGAACACAGACCACCUCAGCCUCUUUAG
This is a messenger RNA of Colossoma macropomum (tambaqui), 684 nucleotides long. Its product is annotated as spermatogenesis-associated serine-rich protein 1. Bases 1 to 684 code for a protein of 227 amino acids. The record is from RefSeq and is a predicted model, not a curated record. The transcript is spliced from 6 exons. NCBI's taxonomy places the organism in Eukaryota, Metazoa, Chordata, Actinopteri, Characiformes, Serrasalmidae.